GGUUGUUUCCAGUUGCCGGCGCACACCGCUAGUGCGCCUGCGCCGAGUGUUGUGGCGGCUGUUUGUUCGGCUUCGGGGCCGCGUACGAGUUUGAGGGGAGGGAGCGGCGGCUGCGGUGUGGGCUGAGAAGGGGGGACGGCAUGGCGCAGUACAAGGGCGCGGCGAGCGAGGCCGGCCGGGCCAUGCAGCUGAUGAAGAAACGAGAGAAGCAGCGGGAGCAGCUGCAACAACUCAAGCAGAAGAUCGCUGAGGAGAAUCUGGUCAAGUCCAACAUCGACAAGAAAUUCUCAACGCACUAUGAUGCGGUGGAGGCCGAGCUGAAGUCCAGCACCGUGGGUAAGGACGUAAUGCUGAGGUUUGAAAGAGUGUUGAUUGGGCUGCAUUCAGAGUGUUGUGAACAGUUUAGGGCACCGUAUCAUGGGGUGUGUUGGUAUUGGAGCGAGUCCAGGGAACAUCAGGUAGAUGACAGAAAAAUGGAGGGCCAUUUGGAAGAGAAGGGUUGGGUUGAUUUUAGAGCAGGUUAAAAGGUUAUCAUUGUA
Messenger RNA from Hypanus sabinus (Atlantic stingray), 539 nucleotides. RefSeq names its product protein FAM50A-like. NCBI's taxonomy places the organism in Eukaryota, Metazoa, Chordata, Chondrichthyes, Myliobatiformes, Dasyatidae. Gene Ontology annotation, biological process: chromatin organization. The record is from RefSeq and is a predicted model, not a curated record. The transcript has 2 exons. Gene Ontology annotation, cellular component: nucleus. The coding region runs from base 141 to 524 and encodes 127 amino acids.